This is a messenger RNA of Polyodon spathula (Mississippi paddlefish), 3304 nucleotides long. RefSeq names its product polypyrimidine tract-binding protein 3-like. NCBI's taxonomy places the organism in Eukaryota, Metazoa, Chordata, Actinopteri, Acipenseriformes, Polyodontidae. Gene Ontology annotation, cellular component: nucleus. The coding region runs from base 290 to 2014 and encodes 574 amino acids. Gene Ontology annotation, molecular function: mRNA binding. The record is from RefSeq and is a predicted model, not a curated record. The transcript has 15 exons. Gene Ontology annotation, biological process: mRNA processing; regulation of RNA splicing.
UUGUGCUUGAUAUCUUCCUCUUUCUGCCUGUGUCUCUCUUUGCUUCACUAUCGUACUCGCUUCUCUGGGGCAACCUUCCUCUCUUGCACCCUCCUGGUCUAAAUGACCUUUUCCCCCCUUUUCACUGCAUGCUUAAUUUGUAUAUUACUGCUGAACCCCUCUCUUGCUUCUUUGCUCUUCUGUUAAUGGAUGUGUCCAGAGCAGACGACUAGACUGCAAUGCUGUUGAAGUGUAACAGCGGGGAUCUGACGAGCUUCUUUCUUCUGCUUUCGCUAACGGCCCUCCUACCAUGAGCAGUUCUACUCCAUCUACAGCUAACGGCAAUGACAGCAGCAAAAAGUUUAAAGGAGACAGAUCACCCUGCGCUCCCUCCCGCGUUCUUCACAUCCGCAAGAUCCCCAUUGAGGUCACAGAAGCAGAGAUCAUCUCGUUAGGACUCCCCUUCGGCAAAGUCACCAACCUGUUGAUGCUCAAAGGGAAAAAUCAAGCUUUCGUAGAAAUGGCUUCCGAAGAAGCAGCUAUCACAAUGGUAAACUACUACAGCACUGCCACGCCACACCUUCGCAACCAGCCUGUCUUCAUUCAGUAUUCCAAUCACAGAGAACUCAAGACAGACAACCUGCCCAACCAGGCUCGAGCCCAGGUUGCCCUGCAGGCAGUGAAUGCUAUGCAUUCAGGAAACAUGACUCUGGCAGGCUCUUCAUCUGCCAGCGAGGGUCACUUAAUGCCUGGGCAGAGCCCUGUCCUGCGCAUCAUUGUUGAGAACCUCUUCUACCCUGUCUCUCUUGAAGUUCUGCACCAGAUCUUCUCUAAGUUUGGGACAGUUCUCAAGAUCAUAACCUUCACAAAGAAUAACCAGUUCCAGGCCUUGCUACAGUAUGCUGAUCCUGUGAAUGCACAUCACGCCAGACUGGCUUUGGAUGGGCAGAAUAUCUACAACGCCUGCUGUACUCUGCGGGUCGAAUUCUCCAAGCUGACUAGCCUUAAUGUAAAAUACAACAACGACAAAAGCAGAGACUUUACUCGGCUUGAUCUUCCAUCCGGCGACGGCCAGCCCAUCAUGGACCCUGCCAUGGCAGCUGCUUUUGGUGCACCAGGAAUUAUCUCUUCACCCUAUGCAGGGGCGGCUGGAUUCGCCCCAGCCAUGGGUUUCCCACAGGCUGCAGACAUACCAGACGUUUCGGGGCAUAACUGGCUGGCCCCCUCAUCGGUGUGGUUGUACAGAACAAACUUGGUGACAUCACCCGUUUAUACUGGAGGAUGUCUCCCACACCAUCAGUGUAGAAAGCCAGGAUGCAGCCACCUAUUAUGUGCUUCAGGUCUCUCAAUGCAGACAGUCCCUGGAGCUCUGGGCCAUCUUACUAUCCCAGCCUCUGCGGUUGCUGGCCGCAUGGCUAUGCACAGCUUAGCCCAUACAGCAAUGCAUUCGGUCCUGCUUGUCUCCAAUCUCAACCCAGAUAGUAUAUCGCCCCAGGGUCUUUUCAUCUUGUUUGGUGUCUAUGGGGAUGUUCACCGAGUAAAGAUCCUGUUUAACAAAAAAGAAAAUUCCUUAAUACAGAUGGCAGAUCCAACUCAAGCACAGCUGGCAAUGAGCCACCUCAAUGGGCAACGUCUCCACGGUAAAGUCAUCCGCGUGACCAUCUCUAAGCACCAGAUGGUGCAGCUUCCCCGUGAGGGGCAAGAGGACCAGGGACUGACCAAGGACUUUAGCAACAGUCCGCUCCACCGCUUUAAGAAGCCAGGCUCGAAGAACUUCCAGAACAUCUUCCCUCCCUCCGCCACCCUGCAUCUCUCCAACAUUCCACCAUCAAUUGCAGAUGAUGACCUGAAAAACCUCUUUGCCAGCACUGGAUGCACAGUGAAAGCGUUUAAAUUCUUCCAGAAAGACCGGAAGAUGGCCUUAAUCCAGCUAGGUUCUGUGGAAGAAGCCAUCCAGGCCCUCAUUGACCUCCACAAUCACGACCUGGGAGAGAACCACCACCUCAGAGUCUCUUUCUCCAAAUCUACAAUCUAACAUCUUACUUUGGAUUUCCUUAUAAGACUGAACCGUUUUUAGAAAAAAAUAAAUAUAUAUAUAUAAAAAAAUAAAAUACGUGAAUGAACGAAUUUACAAAUAAAUAAAAAUAAAUAAAACGUUUGUAAAAGAAAGCCUUCAGACAAAGACUGAAGCAUUUAACAACCAGCUCUGCCUCCGAGACGACAAUGAACCCUCGAACGUGUGACGGUCAAGACACAAACGGAGUGUGUGAUCAGGGAUUGUUCGCCAGGCAAGACUUCGAUGUUCCGCUACAAUUCCUCCUACCCAAAUGACCUUCACCACAAUACUGUUCUUGGUUUGGGCAAGCAGCCUUAAACGCCUGAGCUCAAGUACUGUGCAAAGAGACAGCAUCCUUUUUACUUACAGGUAUCGGUUUCAACUGAAAAAAUCUAGAAUGGUUUUUAAAACACGGGACUAACCAGGUUGUAGAACUCAAACCUGCACAACAUGCUUCAUUUUAAAAUGAAACAAUGGAUUCCUACGCAUAUGGCUGCAGUUAUGAAUGUGUACCUAAAGUAAUAGGUAAUCUGUGAAUUGCAAAUGCUAGAAUGACGAUUAAACUUUGAAUGUUGUAUUGUUUUCUAAGAGGAAUUCUAACCAUUGACGGCUAUUUUUUUCCCCCAUUUUAAAGCACAAAAUGUUUAUCUUCAGUUUGCCUUUCAGAAUAAAGUCUUACAGAAAACAACCACUUAAAUCCAAGACAAGUUUGAUAUGUAUAACUGGUAGUGAGCAUCCUUUAAGUGUGCUGCCUUCUCUGAGCCAAGGCAUAAAGCUGAAGUUCUUGUGCUCAACCUGUAUGUGAUGUAGUUUGUCAGUCAUUUACUUUAGCGGCCCUUUAAUUACAUAUACACAUUUUAACUAAAUUUUUCCUAAAGUAACUUCCCUUUUCAGCUUUCAGAAACGGUUUUAGUAGUGGUAGUUGCACUAAAUUAUUCAAUAUUUAAUUGUUAUACUUCACACUUCUAUAACUGCCUUGCAUUCUUGUAGGACAUCAAGAAUAUUGCCUCAAUCAUUCAACCCUACCGCCUUUAGACCAAAAAUGAUCUUGGCUGUUUUAAAUCUCUCCAACACUGGGGCGGAUGAACAGAGGAAGGUUUGCCCACGCCUCUGGCAGAUUAGGAUAAAUCCUAGAGUUGAAAUGUAAAUAGCGGGGGUGUUAAUUGGUAAGCUUAAUGAGUAGACUGCCAUGUUAACAAGUUGGUGGCAAGCUCACUCCAGCCUUAAUGUUUCAAGGGUAUUUGUCUGGAUCUUUUUUUUUUUUUUUUU